CUCCCUUUAGCCUAUUCGCCAUUUCAAUCAUGACUCAGGGAUUCUGGUUCAUAGGAUCGGUUUGGAUACCGGAACAGCCGCCGGCAAUGGGCGACGGGAGUAGCAAAACGGUCCACGUGUUUGAAACUUGGGCGGCAGUAGUCUGUGCUCUGCUCUGUGCUGUCACCCUGGUAUCCAGCUACAAGACAAUAAGGCGGUUCCGGGUUUACUUUGAGGACGAUGCACCAGCAAACAGCUCACCAUCACUAUUCUUGCUCCCCUGGCUCUCGUGCAGCGACAUUGUGGCUACUGUAGCCAACAUGAUGCUUCUGGGCUUUGACCAUGUCGGCAGCGCGUCCAGUAUACGUCUUCGCAUGGCACGCCGCGUGCUACUGACGACGCAGCUAUCGUACAUGUUUACCUACGUUUUGCUAUCGAUCCAUGUGCUAUCGCGAGUCGGAGCUGUCAAUCCUAGAUUCGAGCGGAAAUACUACGAGUACUACGGACCGGCCGCAGGUCUUUUGGCCUUUUUUGUGACGCACGAGAUUAUUGCGACGCUGCCAGGCUUCUACACAUUUUACAGAUGGCUCAUGCCACUGGCGACAAUGGCCUGCAUCUGUACGGCAGCAGUGGUGGCGCGUUCCCCCAAGCCGGUCGUGCCUGCCGAAGCACCACCUGCUGAUACGCGCAGGCUAGAUGAGAGUGAUGUCGAUGAACUGGCUCUAGGUGACUGCGCAGAUUAUGCAGACUAUGCCAAGUAUGCGGCUGCUCUAUUUGCAGCCUUCCAUGCUCCAUGGAUGCUUGUCUCUGGGGGCUCUUGCUUGGUGUACGUGCCAUGCAUGAUCCUUUGCGCACGAGGGCUCCUACCCCUUGGCCUGAUCACCAAAUGCCCUGUCAUUAUCAAUGAACACUCCCAGGAGCAAGAGCAUGAGCACCAAGAAUAGACAAAAUAUGGUGUCCAUACCUUUUUCUUAAAAGGGGAGCUAAUCCAAUUGAAAUACACAUGUUGCUGAGCUGCUGUGUCUUUUUUCCUUUCAUGCACACUAGAUGCAAAGGAGGCUGUGAAGCAGAAAAGCGGCCGCCUGUUCUUUCAGCGCGACGGACCACAGGCUGGGAAGCGGGCCCUCAGCCUUUUCCCUACCUCUGACGAAAUUAAGAGCCUUGAUCAAACCCAGCCCGGCGGUGUCGUAAAAGUAUUGAUUGUCUGAACGCCAAUCUAUAAAAC
Molecule: messenger RNA, 1204 nt
Organism: Linderina pennispora
Lineage: Eukaryota; Fungi; Kickxellomycota; Kickxellomycetes; Kickxellales; Kickxellaceae
Exons: 1
Coding region: 30-923 (297 amino acids)
Source: RefSeq, a predicted model, not a curated record